AUUGCAUUAGUGCAGGAAGAAUGCAACUUGCUUUACUACAGCUCCUUGCCUGACUAACGGUCAUAAUAGUUAGGCUAGCUAAAUGCGUCCCACUGCGUAGAUCCUCUAAUUGUGUCAAUCUUUGAUCUGAUUGGUCAGGUCGGAAUUCCACAAUAGCAAUACGAGGAAAGGCGGUUGAUUCAUGAGACUACUCUCUGUUAUGUGCUAGCUUUGACUCGAUCAACUGCAUGCAUGUGCAUGCCUUUGCUGUACCUGAUUCUAUAAAAGCACGCUAUUUGGAGGUUUCUUCAUUCUCAGCGGAGAUUUCAAAUCAACAAGAAAAGACAAGAAAAGCCAACGGAACGAAAUGAAGUUGCUGCUGCUUGUGAUUUGCUGUAUGAUUUCCACAUCACUAGCUGGUCUGGUUGACAAAGAGGCUAAACUGGAAACAGUGCUCAAUGAAGUUGAAGAGAUAUUGCAAGACCUGAAAGCUGAUGAUGAUGAGCCUCAUCUCGAAGCAAUUGGAGACAUUCAAAAACUUGAGUCGCUGAUCAAUGAUCGUGAACUUCAGAAUGGAGCAGAUAUUGAGGGAGAUAUUUCACCAAAGCCAUCCCACGAACAAGACUCACAAGGUGAACUUCAGAAUGGAGCAGUUAUCGAGGGAGAUAUUUCACCAAAGCCAUCCCACGAACAAGACUCACAACGGAGUCCUGCCACCAUGGAGGAGAUGUUGCUUCACACUGAAAACAUUGACGAGGCAACUGCUGAAGUGGAAGCUGCUGGGGGCCACGUUCUACUCCAACUUGGUCACAACCUCUUGGUUGCAAAUGUCCCCUCUCAUGUAGCCAAGCAAAAUAGCUUCAGUCAAGCUUCAGCCCAUAUUUCGAGCUCAGCAUCAGCAGAAACUUUAAGCCAUGCUAAUGCCUACUGGAUGGCACGAGAAGAUGAGCUGAAACCACAACCAACGAUUCAAAAGUGGACAGAAAAAACAGCUCCAAUGGCCUUUAAACGAGAAGAUUCAGACGAAGAUUUUCAGGUAGAUGCACCCUACCGCCAAACCAUGACUGGGAAGAUUGCCGUUCUAAUUUUUAUUUCUUCCGGUCCUGGUAGGUUAGCAAUAAGCAAUAGGGAGAAAAAGAAGAUUAUAAGUGAAUGUCUAGCAGGACUUAAAUUCUGGUCAAACCAAGCUCGGAAAAAUGGGGUUAGGUUGUCGUUUGUGAUGUAUUAUGGGAAGGCAAGAAUAACUGCUUCCAACCCAACCUCUUGCUCUAGCUACCCAUCUUGCCACGACAAGUUUGCUAAUCCUACACUCAGAGCUUUUGGUUUCCCAGCUGGUAAAGCUGGAAGGAACAGAGCAGCACAAUAUAUUAAAAACCGUGGUCGUGCUAAUGGUGCUUUCCUUGGUUUCUUCUCCAAGUAUAAGCAAAGCCAUUUCGCAUAUGCAUAUUUUGGUGGCGGACCUCUAUACAUGCAGUACAGCAAUGACGGUUGGGGUUCCGAUCAGAUUGACAGGGUUUUCGCUCACGAAAUUGGACAUGUUUUUAAUGCUCCUGACGAAUACACAAAUUGUCAGUGCUACCAACGGUAUGGCAAGGGAAGCUGCACUGCUAAAAAUGCCAACUGCAAGACCUGCACUUCUUCUCAAGGUGGCUGCAUUAUGGACACCAAUGAUCUGGGCAACCUUUGCGAGUACACCAAGAAGCACGUGGGUUGGUGCUAAGAGACUUACAAGGAACAUAUACUCUGGACUGCUUUUUAUGGACUUGACCUAUCCUAGUGCUGCAUGUGUAUAUAUAGUUUAGCUAUUUAUAAACAGUUGACUAUAAUAAUUUGUAGCUAUAUAAUUAUAGACACUAUAAUAUUGUAAUAAUUGUAUAAUUUUUAUUAUAUGAGAUUGACAUUAGCUACACUUUAAUAAAGUUUUGGUUCAUUGAAA
Halichondria panicea is the source of this 1915-nucleotide messenger RNA. RefSeq lists its product as uncharacterized. The record is from RefSeq and is a predicted model, not a curated record. Gene Ontology annotation, molecular function: metallopeptidase activity. The coding region runs from base 347 to 1699 and encodes 450 amino acids. NCBI's taxonomy places the organism in Eukaryota, Metazoa, Porifera, Demospongiae, Suberitida, Halichondriidae. The transcript has 5 exons.